This is a messenger RNA of Aspergillus aculeatus ATCC 16872, 1141 nucleotides long. RefSeq lists its product as uncharacterized. The coding region runs from base 107 to 1141 and encodes 344 amino acids. NCBI's taxonomy places the organism in Eukaryota, Fungi, Ascomycota, Eurotiomycetes, Eurotiales, Aspergillaceae. The record is from RefSeq and is a predicted model, not a curated record. The transcript has 4 exons.
CCUUCAACCUACUCCUCCUUCAACCUACUCCUCCCUCCUCCACCACCAUCACGUCCUUCUCCUUCUUUCCCACAUUCGUCCUCACAAAGCUCAUCUGAUCCUAGCCAUGUCAUUCGCGCGCAGAACUCUUCAUGGUGUCGCACACCUGCCGCAUCGCCUUCUCCGUGCUGUUGCUGGUGCUGCCCGUGCUGAUGCUGAUGGUGGUGGUGGUGGUGGUGACUCAGAUUCGCAGGGCCAGGCGAUCUUGUCAAAUCUGUGGGACUUCUACAGUAUGGCGAGCUUCUUGCCGGCUGGCUCGAUUGCUCCCGAGCUCGAAGAGUCGGACUCACUUAAAAUCGAGGUUUUACCCUGGGACAUCACCGGAAUUACGACUAUGAAGAUUCCUCCAGCACUCAAUCCAACCUCUUACUUCGUCCCGCUGUCGGAAGAGUACAUCCAGCAACAUCCUUUGGAUCUGUCCAGGUCUGAAACUUGCCAGCAGGUGGAAAGCACUGCACGUCUCCUCAGGCCCGAUUACAGUCGCAGCACACGCCAGCAAAUGCCGAUACCGUCGUACGGAAAAGCUCAAAUCCUUGCCCAUCACCUAACAAGUGUGAUGAGAGCCCCAAGGUUGAACUUCCCGCCGGGCUCAUGGUCCAGGCUGAGUAUGGUCACUGGAUGGCGCUGGAAUAUUAACUUCCACCUCGAACCGGCCUUUGAUCGCGCGAGCUCCGGGAGCUCAGAGAGGUACAACUGGGGAACAGACACGUUCUGGGCUUGCUCUAACAGCCCAACCUUCCCUCACAUCAAAGUGGCCAUCUACCACGAUGAUGUCGAACACCCAGAGAGACUCUUGAAAGCAGAGUUGAUGGUCCUCGCUGCCACGAUGCACUCGCGUCUGGGCAUGGACACCCUGACCGAGCAUGUCGUUGUGCCUACCAUGCUAUUCUCAUUCAUCGGAACGAGUGUGAGGAUCGUGAUCGCCAUCCACGACGGGCGUUGUCUUCGCAUCUCGAAAUCGGACCUGAUGCCAUACUCGGAGGGUUCCAACGACCUCUGGAAUGUCCUCGUUCGGUUCCUCGCUGGAGGUAUAAAUGGAGAGCUUAGCACCCAGCGUUUGCCUGUGAUGGAUGAAGCAGACAACGCAUAUCCUGUCUGUUAA